This is a messenger RNA of Amoebophrya sp. A25, 3334 nucleotides long. NCBI's taxonomy places the organism in Eukaryota, Dinophyceae, Syndiniales, Amoebophryaceae. The record is from the annotation of a GenBank genome assembly.
UGUAACUCCUUGUACGUUGUUGAGACAGACUGAUAAGUACAACAAAAACUGAAAACUCUUUUGAUCCCCACUACGAGCGUGAGCGCUCCUCCUUAAGCGGUCGUGUUGUUUAUGGGACUGGUGAGACACUUGUGAAAAAUGGACGAGAUACACAAAGAGAAAGCAAAGACGGACACUGGGUGGAAAAAUACACAAUGAAAUGGCAAAAAGAAUCGGAUCGGUGUCUUCUGCUGACUACUUUCUCACAAUGGACCAUUCGAUUAAACAAUCUGGUUCCAGUUUUAGUCCAAGUAUAAUAAUCGCCUAGGACUCCUAAAACACAUUGCCUUACAGCAACAUCACAACUAGAGGACAAAAUGGUCGUGCAAGGACAAGGCGCGUAUCCAACGGCGCUGUCUGCGGCGCCAACGCUACUUGAGGAAUCGAGUAGAAAAGGAGGAGGAGCAACAGCCAAGCAAGGAGCAUCAAGGCAACAGCAAGAAGAGCCGUCAAGAACGCCGAUGUUUUUACCUGUCCCUCCUCUGCGUCCCAACUCACAGCACACAUCAAGCCCUGAAGAUGCUCACAUCACACAGAAUCAGAAUGCAUCUUCUUUCACGAGGACCUCCUCAAACACAUACGCAGCAGCCUUCAGACGUCGAUCGAGUGUCAUGUUCGAUAUGUUGCGUCGCAGUUCAGUGGCAGAGCUCUUCUCCUCUCCGCCACAUGAGACACUACAAAGACUUACGGAGUUCAUACGGAAAGCUGACUCUACGUUGAGGGCUACUGGGAAGGUCAUUAGUAGUAAGUAAGUACUUAUUUUGGCAGACACGGCUUUUGCUUGGGUAGUAACAAGAAUCCUCUGGAGAAGACAUAAAAAUAUACCUUCCUUCGUUGUAACAAAUACAAACAUGUGACCAUCUUUAGGAGGUGGAAUCUAUAAUCCUCAAACUGAUUCCCUCCAUUCAGGUCUGGCGUUCUUCCCUCACUGCCGACGACCUCCACACCUUGCGAUUGAUCCAGAUUUUCUUUUUCGGGAACCACGUGUUACCCGUUGUCUACUACUACCUCUUCGACAAGCAGCCGAAAUUUCCUGCUACCAUCAGUCAUAAUCUCCGCAACGGUUGGCCCAAGCUGAUGAACCAUGUCUUCUUCUUCAUGGCUUGGCUCUACUUGAUGCCCUUUGUGGGGAGGCGGAUUGAGGUAGAUCAAUUGCUAGCGAUGAGCAGGUCGAAGAAGGAAGUUACUGGUCGUGGAGGCGCUUCAUCUUCAACAAGAACACCCUCUUUCGCGGAAUACUGUAGAAGUGCUGUGGCUUUUAUGGCAGCUAUGCGGACGUAUUUGUCUUCGAAAAUGAAAGACCUGGCAACUACAUCUUCUCAGCGGAUGCUCGCAGACGAUAGGAACUUCUACCAAGAAGACUCAGUGUCGGAGCAAAACUUUCCUGGUGCAGCACCUGCACGACCUAGCAACGACUCAGUCGCAUCACUGCGCAGUAAUCGCGGUGUGUGUCUGCGCUUACGAGACUUGGUGAGUCUGUCGUCUUCGUCUUUGAGUGAUGUCACUGACCCGGAGAGUGAAUGUACUCACACGACAGUCGACCACGGAGAGGGCCACGACGAGGAGGAAAUUGAAGAGCACAAAAACGUCAACGUGAACAAUCAUCCUCGCUCUGCAGCAGCACUCCUGUCUUCACCUUGCGGCUCCGAUGCUACUAGGAGGCAGACAACAAGGGAUCAUAUUGCUGAACAUGAGGUAGACGAGGAGACUGUGAAGAAAGGGGAAUCUGGCGAAGAAGCAGCGACAAAUUCUACAACGUCGUCUAGCACCAAACCCGAACAACAAGAACAGAUAGUUGACCAACAGCAACUACAACAGGAUCAAGAAGCCACAAAAGCUUUUGCGGAAAAAUGGAAGAAUGUGUUUGCAGAUUGUCUUCUCGAUAGCGAUCCUGAAGUUGCGCAUAAACUGGCUUCCUCUUUCGUCGACAAAGUCGCAAAAGUUUACUCGGUGUUUUUGGCUUUGCGACGUGGUGGGAUGAAAGAUGGGACUACAUCGAGGAUAGCAGAAUUGAAGAAACUGCUACUAGAAGAAGACCCUCCUUCUGCUCUUCACACUAGUGCUAGCAUACCACCAGCAACAUCAGGUCCAGCUAGUGCUAGCAUACCACCAGCAACAUCAGGUCCAGUCCAGGACAAAACCCAACUACUAAGUUAAGGCUGUACCUAAUACAUCUUUGGACGCAUCCUUGAAACGUAUGGAGGAGUAUCCACCUAAGGGAAUAACUCUCUCCUCCAUACUUAUUUUCAAGGAUGCACUUGAAAGAUGAACUUCGGACAGCUCUAACUAAAAACCACCACGACAGCACCCCAAUCUUCUCCUCUUCUUCAAGAACAUUUGGAUCGACUCCGCAGUGCACGUGUCCAAUUCGCACGCAUGAUUUUAGCCUGCUCCUUUCUCUGUCUAGCCGUUUUCAGACUGGGUGGCGGUCGCAGAUGGGGUAAGGUCCCUCUGCACGUGUGGAAUAUGUUCCACUACUUCUUUGCGGGAGGGUACAUGACGACUCUACACUUGUCGUCGCUGUAUGUUUGGUCGCAGACGCCGUUUUAUUAAGACUCGAUCAUGUGUACUACUACCACCUGCUACUAGGUCCGACAAUGUUCCUGAACAGGGUGAAACAGGAGGAGGAGGCCUUAUAGUUAUUAAGUGUCAAAAAUUGAAAUUCUUUCUCCAACAUAUCUAGGCCUCUCCAACAUAUCUAGGCAACUUCGAAUCUAUAUCUAGGCCUCAUUCUAAUCCCGUCGUCGUUGGUUCGUCCUCAGCGCAGCUGGCUUAGCCACUUCAAUCACGUGGAUGUCAGCGAUAAAAGCAAGGAUCGGCAUGGACCCGUUGGAUGAGGAAUAUGGGUUUCACGUUUUGAUUCGUGAUAGAAUGCUACUUUCUGCUGGUGCUGGUGGAGGGAGCCCUUCAAACCAGAUCUUAAGGCUUCAACAAAAAAGUCACCUUAAAUUCUUACGAAGCAUUCUUGAGCUUGACGUAUUAAUUUUCAGGGGGGAUAUUUAUGCUCAAAGAUGCGUUCCGUGAUGAAUUAUAUAAUCGGUAAAAAUGUCUAAAAAUAAUCCCUGGAGGUGCUGCGUUCCUACGUCGGCAAUUGCGGUUAUUGUGGUGGGUCGAGCUGCUAGUGCAAUUGUCGGAGAACUCGCUUUUCAUCGCUUUUGUUGCGGGACUGCGGAGUGGCCUGAAGGAGCACUGCGUCAACGUGGAGCCAGUGGAUUUGGAGAAAAGAAAAAAUAAGAAUGAUCAUUUAAAACUCGUUGUGGAGGGCAAAAGGCUUGAGAAGGGUGCAAGUGAAUGA